Molecule: messenger RNA, 1930 nt
Organism: Ipomoea nil (Japanese morning glory)
Lineage: Eukaryota; Viridiplantae; Streptophyta; Magnoliopsida; Solanales; Convolvulaceae
Product: cyclin-dependent kinase C-1-like
Exons: 12
Coding region: 149-1687 (512 amino acids)
Biological process (GO): positive regulation of transcription elongation by RNA polymerase II; protein phosphorylation
Cellular component (GO): nucleus; cyclin-dependent protein kinase holoenzyme complex
Molecular function (GO): ATP binding; cyclin-dependent protein serine/threonine kinase activity; RNA polymerase II CTD heptapeptide repeat kinase activity
Source: RefSeq, a predicted model, not a curated record
AUUCUCAAAAUAGGACUUCUCAGUCUUGUCCAAUCCCUAGUUGAAGCUCCUCUCUAUCUCCGUCAAAUUACGGAACAAACCCCUCCCCUGCCACCACCGCAGGCAUCUCUUUUCCGAGGGGAAAAAGUCCGUACCUUUAGAAAGCCCGAUGGCUGUUGCGACCUAUGGGCAGCUGAAUCUGGACGAGUCUCCGGUAUGGGGGUCUCGGAGCGUGGAUUGCUUCGAAAAGCUGGAGCAAAUUGGAGAAGGCACUUACGGGCAAGUAUUUAUGGCUAGAGAAAAAAGAACUGGAGAAAUUGUUGCUUUAAAGAAGAUCCGUAUGGACAAUGAAAAAGAAGGGUUCCCAAUAACUGCCAUUCGGGAAAUCAAAAUUCUAAAGAAAUUACAGCAUGAAAAUGUAAUCAAGUUGAAAGAGAUUGUGACUUCCCAAGGCCCCGAAGGAGAUGAGCCGGAAAGGACAGAUAACAAUAAGUACAAGGGCAACAUUUAUAUGGUGUUUGAGUACAUGGACCAUGACUUGACUGGCCUCGCAGAUCGUCCUGGACUCAGAUUCUCGAUUCCACAAAUUAAAUGUUACAUGAAGCAGCUACUCACCGGUCUUCAUUACUGUCAUGUCAACCAAGUUCUUCAUAGGGAUAUCAAAGGUUCCAACCUUCUCAUAGAUAAUGAGGGCAACCUGAAGCUUGCUGAUUUUGGACUGGCUAGAUCCUUUUCUGGUGAUCAGAAUGCUAAUCUGACAAACCGCGUCAUUACUCUGUGGUACAGACCUCCAGAGCUGUUGCUUGGAGCCACAAAAUAUGGUCCGGCUGUUGACAUGUGGUCUGUUGGUUGUAUAUUUGCUGAGCUUUUAUAUGGGAAACCAAUCUUACCUGGGAAAAAUGAGCCUGAACAGUUGAAUAAAAUAUUUGAGCUUUGUGGAACCCCUGAUGAAAUUAACUGGCCCGGGGUUUCAAAGGUUCCAUGGUACAACAAAUUCAAGCCAGCACGGCCCAUGAAAAGACGAGUCAGAGAAACGUUCAGGCACUUUGAUCGGCAUGCUUUGGAUCUUCUGGAUAAAAUGCUGACUCUUGAUCCCUCUCAGAGGAUAUCUGCAAAGGAUGCACUGGAUGCUGAAUACUUUUGGACAGACCCUUUACCUUGUGAUCCAAAGACUCUGCCGAAGUACGAAUCAUCCCAUGAAUUCCAGACAAAGAAGAAACGACAACAGCAGCGACAACACGAGGAGAUGGCAAAAAGACAAAAGCUGCAGCACCCGCAACAGCAUACCCGCCUCCCUCCCAUCCAACCUGGACAUGCUAAUCCUCAGCACUGGAGUGGACCUAACAAUCCCAUGAACAAUGCCCAGGCCACACUCUCUGCUGGACCUAGUAAUCAUCAGUAUGUAAAGUCUCGAGGUCCUGCUGGAGGACAGGGCAGAUACCCUCCAGGAGGGAACCCCAGCGGUGGAUAUUAUCAAGACCGUGGGGGACAAGGUGGAAAUUAUAGUAGUGGCCCAUAUCCACCGCAGGGACGAGCUCCUCCCUACCCUGCAAGUGGCGUGGCUAACAGUGGUCCACGGGGAGCAAGUGGUGGGUAUGGAGUUCCUCCUAAUUACUCCCAAAGUGGUCAAUAUGGCGGUUCCAAUACUGGCAGAGGUCCAAACCAAAUGGGAGGUAACCGGAACCAGCAGUAUGGAUGGCACCAGUAGGCGUCAUAUGUACAUGCAAUGUAGAAGAGGAUGUAAUGGCUAGACAACAAUGGUCACUGGAUCAGAAAAUUUUAAAAUCGUAAUAGAAUGCUGCAAAGGAGAUAUUUUUGUUGUUGUAGGAACUUGUGACUAGAUAUGUAUAGAUGUAGCUUUUUGUCUGAGCUUACUUCUUGUGGGGUUGUCAAUUGAAACUGAUCUCAACUUAACUUGGAUUAACUAAAUUUUUAUUUUUAUUUUUUCUAA